Molecule: messenger RNA, 595 nt
Organism: Ostrinia furnacalis (Asian corn borer)
Lineage: Eukaryota; Metazoa; Arthropoda; Insecta; Lepidoptera; Crambidae
Exons: 5
Coding region: 1-546 (181 amino acids)
Source: RefSeq, a predicted model, not a curated record
AUGCGGUUGUUCUGGGAAUUAAAGUGUCAAGAAGGUACAAAAAAGCAACGAAACGUUUACAACCUGAGCGAAAUUUACUUGUUGGCGUCUGCGCUCAAGCAAGCGGAGCAGGAACAGGCUAGGCCUUAUUUCGAUAAUAAUCCAAUUCCAUUUUCGGGGGACUUCAUGAGGUUUGUGAAAGAUAUGGGAAGAGUCGUAUACCACCGAAAAGAUGAGAAGAAACCGAGUGAAGUGUUAAAACGGAACUUGAGACCGCUACGUAUCAGCACUACAGUACGGAAUAGACUGGAUCCCACAGGACGUGAUGUUAAUAACCUGAACACGCAAAAAGCAGCUUUAAGGGAUGUGCUCAUGAUGAAGCUUGUGUCUUAUUAUGAAGACAAGUAUAAGCUCUCCAACCCAAAAACGACAGUCACGCCGCCAACUAACGAAUUCGUUAUAGCCGGUGCAAAGAGGCGGCAUUAUGAACCGAUUAGAUAUUUUGAAGACACAACAACACAGGUGACAGACAAAGACGGCCAUGUAGCGGAAGUGGUUGUAAUUUGAGAAAUCAAAAAAGUGCCUAUCGUAAUUUUCAAAAAUAUUUUUAUUGAAC